AUGAGCAGGCAUAUCUGUUGGAUUUGUAAGCUAUGCAGAGCUGAAUCUAAGAGGUUCCCUUCCAACCUUACUUUGGAGGAAGUUUUAGGAUGGGCCCAAUCUUUGGAAAGUCUGAUGGCUACAAAAUAUGGUCCAAUUGUGUACACAGCAUAUUUAAAAUUGGAGCACAGUGAUGAGAACAUUAAAUUCUGGAUGGCAUGUGAAACCUACAAGAAAAUUGCUUCAAGGAGGGGCAGAAUUUCUAGGGCAAAGAAGCUUUACAGUAUCUACAUUGAGCCACAGUCCCCUAGAGAGAUUAACAUCGACAGUGCAACAAGAGACGCUAUCAUCAAAAGCAUCCGAGAACCCACUCAAACAUGCUUUGAAGAGGCUCAAAAGAUUGUGUAUAUGCACAUGGAAAUGGAUUCUUAUCCCAGAUUUUUAAAGUCUGAAAUGUACCAAAAACUUCUAAAAACUGUUCAGUCCAAAAGCUCCUGAUUGCUACCCAAAAGUUUAAACUGAAGAGGGCAUGUUGCAAGUGUCAUCUUAAAUUUAGACAACUAUACAAAGUGAGAAUGAAAGUAGAAAUGAAACAGAAACCAAGCCAUAAGUUGAUUUCUAGUUCCCAAAGGAAAUGCAUUCCAAACAGAAUGAGCUCGCAAAUACUGUAAACACAAUUUAUAGCAUAUUUACAGAAAGGAAUUAACAGAGAAGGGAAAGAAGCUAACUUUCAGCAUAUAAACACUAUAACAUUUUUACUAUACUGGAAACUAAUGAUCUUUUAGAAAUUUGGCAGUCAUAGCACAGAUAAUUUGUUAUAUUUUAGCACAAGAAGUAUGGAAAAUAUGUUCUUAAGAAACAAGUUAACUAUAAAACUUUUCUAAUAGGCUUCCAUAAUUGACCUCCUAUAGCACACAGACUUCAUACAUGUAAAAUCUUUCUGAUGAGUUGUAAGCUCUUAAUAUGUGUGAAUAAAUUUUCAUUUAUACUUCAAAUUUACU
Messenger RNA from Cricetulus griseus (Chinese hamster), 980 nucleotides. Lineage: Eukaryota; Metazoa; Chordata; Mammalia; Rodentia; Cricetidae. The record is from RefSeq and is a predicted model, not a curated record.